This is a messenger RNA of Saccostrea cuccullata (small rock oyster), 2556 nucleotides long. RefSeq names its product serine/threonine-protein kinase Nek2-like. Lineage: Eukaryota; Metazoa; Mollusca; Bivalvia; Ostreida; Ostreidae. Gene Ontology annotation, biological process: protein phosphorylation. The record is from RefSeq and is a predicted model, not a curated record. Bases 155 to 1777 code for a protein of 540 amino acids. Gene Ontology annotation, molecular function: protein kinase activity; ATP binding. The transcript is spliced from 9 exons.
UUUCAUGUCUGUUCAUGUUGCAAUGUUUACAUUUUUGUACGCAAGUCAGAACAGUUCAUUUGAGUUUGUUCAUGUUUCAACUUUGGUUUUCUGUCGGUUAUAUCUUUGCUUGUUCUGAGAGUGGUAUUGUUGGAGUAAAAGUCUAUCCCAGCAAAUGAUGGGGAGUGGAUCUCAAAUUGUCCACGAAGCAGGGACAUCCAUACCCCCCAAACCUGUAAUUCAGUCUGUGCAGGCAGAAAAAGAAUGUGCUGUUAAUAAUGAAGCAAAGGAUUUGGGAAAUAAACAGCUGGAUCCAUGCCCUUUGGAUCCUCAUAUUUCUACUUAUUCUGCAGGUCUCUCAAAGUCAAUUGGAAAACCCAGAAUGCCCAGUACAUUAGAGGAUUUUGAAGUCAUUGGAACCAUUGGAUCAGGAUCAUAUGGAACAUGCAAGAAAAUCAAGAGGAAGAGAGAUGGAAAGGUUCUGGUAUGGAAGGAGAUGGAGUAUGGCACCAUGACAGAAUCAGAGAAACAGAUGCUGGUGUCGGAGGUCAACUUACUCCGUGAACUGAAACACAAACACAUUGUUCGCUACUAUGACCGAAUCAUAGACCGCAGCAACACCACCAUCUACAUCAUCAUGGAAUACUGCGACGGAGGGGAUUUAUCAGUUCUUAUUUCAAGUUGUAGAAGAGAAGGAACUUAUCUGGAUGAAGAUUUUGUGUGGAAAAUGUUGAUACAAAUGACAUCUGCUCUGAAGGAGUGCCAUCGCAGGAAGAAUGGUAAAGCAGUGUUACACAGAGACCUAAAACCGGCCAACAUAUUUCUGGACUCGGACAAUAAUGUGAAACUCGGUGACUUUGGACUGGCUAGAGUUCUACAUCAUGAAACCAGCUUUGCCAAAACCUUUGUUGGAACCCCGUACUACAUGUCACCUGAGUUGGUCAACAACAUGUCCUAUAAUGAGAAAUCAGACAUUUGGUCCAUGGGUUGUAUGCUGUAUGAGAUGUGUGCCUUACAUCCCCCGUUUACGGCCAGUAACCAGCAGGACCUGAAUAAAAAGAUCUGUGUGGGGGACUACAAGAGGAUCCCCAGCCGAUACUCCGAAGAUCUCAACAGCAUCAUCUCCAAACUACUCUGUGUAGAGGUCAACAAGAGACCCAGCAUUGAGGCCGUCCUAGCAGAUCCUAUAGUUCUCCGAAGGAGUCUCAAACUGGACAGUGCUCGACGGAGCUCAGCGGGUAGUGCCGGGGCAGACUCAUUAUAUACAUGGGAGGAAGAACUGAAGAUUAAAGAGAGGAAACUGGAAAUGAAAGAAAAAGAAUUAAAAAGUCAAGAGCGAGAACUUGCUAUCAGGGAGAAAAUGAUUGAAGAUAAAUUAAAACGAAUUGAGUUACUAAGUAAAGAAUUCAGAAGAAAGAGUGACCUGUCUCGCGAAGUCUCCUCAUCAGGGGAUGGAGAUGACAUAGACUUGUUUGAUGGUUUGCAUCCAUGUUUGUCAAGAGGCAGGCGCGAUCCAGACUCUCCCAAGAAAAAAGUCUCGUUUGACAUGUACGGCAAGGAAAAUCUCCGUCGCCACGACAGAUACAAAGAUUACACUGUGGAUCAUCUCCUCACCAAAGAUUAUACCUCAAAGUAUUCAUCUGAUCUCAAAGACUAUCAUAAUCUGUAUGAAGUAGAACUUGCUAAGAGAAGGGAGCUAAAAGAUAGACUAUUUAGGGCAAAAUCCAAGGUGGCAGAUUUGCAUGAUUUGAAAAUUGAUUCUCACAUACGAAAUCGAAAUUUACUGUAUUUUAGGUAGUUAUUUAAUUUUUGCUAGGAUUUUUUUUUUUUUAAAGAAAUUUUUCAUUCUUUUUUUUCCAUACAUUUUUAUAGUAAUUUAUUGUUUUUGAGAAUGUCAUUGAUAUGACUAUCAAGCAGAAUAGUUUUUGAUUUCUUGGUAGUACAUGUAAUUUGCUAAAAUUUUGAUAUUUUUCUAAAUUUAUUUAUUAUACAUGUAUUGAUAUUUUGAUCCAUUAAUUAAGUAAUUAUCAUGAGAUCUUUAUCUCAUCAAUGAAUUUCCAUUUGAUUCUUUAUUUACAGCAAUUCCGCCCAUUUUCUGUGGCUCAUUUGCCAUUUUGAAAAACUACAUUCCUUCACAUUUAUAUUUAUUGUUUUGUCUUACACAUUUUUAUUUUAUUUGAAUUUUUUAAAAAAUAUUUGCACUUUACAGCAAACUUUUAAUCACAAAAAGUUGCUUCUCAUCCAUAUUUGUGACUAGGAAAAAUGACAUAAAUUAUGCUUGUUUGUAAAACAGGUAUUGUGCAAAUCUCAUGCAAAUGCUGAAAGUGAUGAAAAAUGUCAUUCAUAUGUAUUAAUUUAUUUAUUUCAUUGAUGUUUAAAUACAUGUUGACAUCUAACCAUAUAUCUAAGGUUGACACAACAUCAUUUACCAGUAUUUUAAAAUUUUUGCAAAUUGCAAACUAAAUGUGCUCAUAAAUAAUUUACAUUCAAAAAACAGUAGCUAUUGAGCUCUGUGAUAUAAUUUUAUAUUUUUUCAUUUGUUGUUUUGUUACUGAAUAAUAAAAUCAUAGACUUGAA